AUGGCUGACAAGGGCAGCGUUGAGAAGUACCUUGAGAACAACCCCCAGUUCGCCAAGGAAUACUUUGAUAAAAAGGUGCAAGCUGACGCCAUCAAGGCGGCUUUCUCCCUCGACGUUAAAGAAGCCACCUCAUUCAAAGAUGUCAGCCAGAUCCAGGAAGCCGCCUUCAUAUUUCAAAUUAUCAAAGAACUGCAGAACGAGACCGUCAUGGAGAAGACGAUGCACAAGGUCCUUCAGAGGAUAUGCCAGCUGGUCAAAGCGGAAAAGUGCAGCUUUUUCCUGUGCAGGUCCAGGAAUGGAAUCCCCGAGUUGACCACCCUCCUCUUCGAUGUGACCGCCACCUCUAAAUUCGAACAAAACCUGGUCAGACCAGACGCCGAGAUUGUGUUCCCCACUGACAUGGGCAUAGUUGGAUGGACGGCUCAUUCAAAGAAGUCAUACAAUGUUCCAGAUGUUAAAAAGGAUUCUCAUUUCAGCGAUUUUGUGGACAAGCAGACAGGAUAUACCACAAAGAACAUGCUCUCUGCUCCACUGAUGAUAGGAAAGGAACCCAUGGCUGUCAUCAUGGCAUUAAACAAAUCUGGAGAAAGUCAAUUCUCAAAAACAGAUGAGGAGGUCUUCAACAAUUACCUUAACUUUGUGACAGUGGUUUUCCAGCAACAUCACACCAAUUACCUCUACAAUGUGGAGUCCAGAAAGAGUCAGAUGUUGCUGUGGUCGGCCAGCAAAGUGUUUGAGGAGCUCACGGACAUCGAGCGGCAGUUUCACAAGGCCCUGUACACAGUGAGAAUCUACCUCAGCUGCGAGCGCUAUUCCGUCGGCCUGCUGGACAUGUCCAAGGGGAAGGAAUUUUUUGAUGAGUGGCCGGUUAAACUUGGACUUGAGGAGCCGUACAAGGGCGCAAAGACCCCAGACGGGAGGGAAGUUCAUUUCUACAAGAUCAUUGAUUAUCUCCUAGAAGCAAAAGAAGAAAUCAAAGUUAUACCCAACCCGCCAGCCGACCACUGGGCCCUUGUCAGCGGACUUCCGAGCUAUGUGGCAGAAAAUGGCUUUAUCUGUAACAUGAUGAAUGCUCCAGCAGAUGAGUACUUUGCCUUCCAGAAAGAGCCCGUGGAUGAAACCGGCUGGAUGAUAAAGAACGUACUCUCACUUCCUAUCGUGAACAAAAAGGAAGAAAUUCUGGGCAUCGCCACCUUUUUCAACAGAAAAGAUAACAAGCCGUUUGAUGAGUAUGAUGAACAAAUCACUGAAACCCUGACCCAGUUUUUAGGAUGGUCUGCUCUGAACUGUGACACCUACGACAGACUGAACAAAAUGGAAAACAGGAAGGACAUUGCACAGGAAAUGCUCAUGUGCCAGACCUCCUGUACAAAUUCUGAGCGUCAGUCUAUCCUGAAUGCUGAGGAGAAACUUGGCCAGAAGCCAGAGGACUGUGAUGACAAAGAGCUGUAUAAACUCUUGAGAACAAACAUUCCAGAAUGCAAAGAUGUUGACCUGCUGGAGUUUCACUUCAGUGAUUUUCCCCUGUCAGAGCACGACCUGAUCAAAUGUGGCAUUCGCUGUUUCUUUGAAUUAAAGGUUGUGGAGAAGUUCAAAGUACCUGCGGAGACGUUGACCAAAUGGAUGUACACAAUUCGGAAAGGUUACCGUGACAUCACCUACCACAACUGGAGACAUGGUUUCAAUGUGGGCCAGACCAUGUUUGCACUCUUAAUGACGGGAACUCUGAAGAAAUACUACUCUGACCUGGAAGCCUUUGCUAUGGUGGCAGCCGGAUUUUGCCAUGACAUUGACCAUCGGGGGACCAACAAUUUAUACCAAACAAAGAGCGCCUCUCCUUUGGCCAAACUUCAUGGAAGCUCUAUCAUGGAGAGGCACCAUCUUGAGUACAGCAAGACACUAAUGGAGGACGAGGCACUGAACAUCUUCCAGAACCUGCAGAAACGCCAGUUUGAGACUGUGCAGCACUUGUUUGAUGUGUGCAUCAUUGCCACAGACCUGGCCUUGUACUUCAAAAAAAGAACGUUGUUCCAGAAGAUAGUUGAUAAUACCUCCCAAAUGACUGACGAAAAAGAAAUCACCAACUUUGUUGGUAACAACGCUACAAGGAAGGAAAUUGUAAUGGCGAUGAUGAUGACGGCCUGUGACCUGUCCGCCAUCACAAAACCAUGGGAGGUCCAGAGCAAGGUUGCUCUGAUGGUUGCUUCUGAGUUUUGGGAGCAGGGAGAUCUGGAAAGGAAUGUUCUGGAUCAGCAGCCUAUUCCAAUGAUGGACAGGAACCAUGCUGCUGAGCUUCCCAAGAUGCAAUGCGGCUUCAUUGAUUUCGUGUGUGCAUUUGUAUACAAGGAGUUUGCCAGGUUCCACAAAGAGCUCAUGCCGAUGUUGAGUGGGUUGAUGAAUAACCGGAUGCACUGGAAGGCCCUGGCAGAUGAGCAUGAAGCCAAGGUGAAAGCCCUGGAAGAUCAGAAGAAGAAAGAUGAAGGUGGCGACGGUAAGCAACAACAACGAGGCGAAGGGGGGAAGUCAAAGACCUGCACCAUAUUUUAGACGAGCCCCUCCUUCAUCGCUCUGAGACAGGAGAGAACACAACACCGCAGAGGAGGGACAUGUGUGAGCCUGGAUUGUGACAAACGCUGUAAAUU
This is a messenger RNA of Anguilla anguilla (European eel), 2642 nucleotides long. RefSeq names its product cone cGMP-specific 3',5'-cyclic phosphodiesterase subunit alpha'-like. NCBI's taxonomy places the organism in Eukaryota, Metazoa, Chordata, Actinopteri, Anguilliformes, Anguillidae. Gene Ontology annotation, molecular function: protein binding; 3',5'-cyclic-nucleotide phosphodiesterase activity. The record is from RefSeq and is a predicted model, not a curated record. The coding region runs from base 1 to 2547 and encodes 848 amino acids. Gene Ontology annotation, biological process: visual perception; signal transduction. The transcript is spliced from 22 exons.